Molecule: messenger RNA, 1209 nt
Organism: Penicillium digitatum Pd1
Lineage: Eukaryota; Fungi; Ascomycota; Eurotiomycetes; Eurotiales; Aspergillaceae
Product: putative extracellular exo-polygalacturonase
Biological process (GO): carbohydrate metabolic process
Molecular function (GO): polygalacturonase activity
Source: RefSeq, a predicted model, not a curated record
AUGUUGAUUACAAAGGUCCUCCCAGUCUUUGCGCUCCUCGGCGCAUCUCUUGCUCAGGACAAAACAAGACAUCAUCAUCCUGCUCGUGCUUCAGCUUGCACACCAGUAGCAGGUGGAUCAGCCUCAAUUGACGAUGUUCCUGCUAUCACAUCGGCAAUUGCCAAAUGCGGAAAGGGAGGCAUCAUCGUCAUCCCCGCUGGCAAAACCUACAACUUGAACAGCCCAUUGGAUUUUGCGGGAUGUGUGGGCUGUGACUUCCAGCUGGAAGGCACCUUGAAUUUCAGCGCGUCGACAGAGAUCUGGAAGGGACAGACAGCAAUGAUCAACAUCAAGAACAUCCAGGGACUUAAAAUCCGGUCCCUGGAAGGCCAAGGAGUCAUUGACGGAAAUGGGCAAGCGUCAUGGGACCUUUUCGCCAAAGACAGCAGCUACCGUCGCCCAACCCUGCUCUACAUCACCGGCGGCUCUGACAUCGAGGUCUCCAACCUCCGCCAAACGAACUCCCCCAAUGUCUUCAAUUCCAUUCAAGGCAACACCAAGACGGCGAUUUUCUUCAAUCUGCACAUAGAAGCCACCUCCAGCAGCGACAAUAAGCCCAAGAAUACAGACGGCUUUGACAUCGGGGCCAGCACAGACGUAACCAUCAGCAACGUGAGCGUGACGAACAACGAUGACUGCGUGGCAUUCAAGCCCGGCGCAGAUGGCGUCAUUGUCAAGGACCUUACCUGUAUUGGAAGCCAUGGACUGUCGGUGGGAUCGCUGGGCAAGAAUAAUAAGGACUUCGUGAAGAAUGUGCAGGUAUCUGGCGCGAGGAUGAGUAAGUCGACCAAGGCAGUGGGCAUCAAGACGUAUCCCUCUGGUAACGGUCAUGCCAAGUCGACAGUGAGCAACAUUACCUUCUCGGAUAUUAUUGUCGAUGGGUGUGACUAUGCGAUUCAGAUCCAGAGUUGCUAUGGAGAGGAUGCAGAUAACUGUGUGAAGAAUCCUGGGGAUUCGGAUUUGACAGGCAUUGUCUUUCGGAAUGUUAGUGGGAAGACAAGUGGAAAGUAUCAAGCUGUUACAGGCAGUCUGUUGUGUGGAUCUCGUGGGGUCUGUGAUAUUGAGGUUGAUGGUUACACUGUUGUGGCACCCAUUGGGGGAAGUGAGGUGCAGUGUGCCAAUACCCCGUCGAAAUUGGGGGUAAUGUGCACUUCCGGUACCUCGAGCUGA